GUCCCGCCGAUCCCGAUGGGCGACUUAUUGAAAGAGCAGGUCGAGGAGAUGGGGCCACAUUUUCGGUAUGUUGGCAACCUUCAAAAGGACAACGAAUUCUCCUUUGACUUGAGUGGAGCCCUCAUGGUUACAGGCCAUGCGGCGUCACCGUACUAA
Molecule: messenger RNA, 156 nt
Organism: Cladocopium goreaui
Lineage: Eukaryota; Dinophyceae; Suessiales; Symbiodiniaceae
Source: the annotation of a GenBank genome assembly